Molecule: messenger RNA, 1671 nt
Organism: Penicillium malachiteum
Lineage: Eukaryota; Fungi; Ascomycota; Eurotiomycetes; Eurotiales; Aspergillaceae
Exons: 3
Coding region: 1-1671 (556 amino acids)
Molecular function (GO): catalytic activity
Source: RefSeq, a predicted model, not a curated record
AUGGCUACACACCAGACAACCCCCGGAGACGAAAUUUACGGUCCCGGUACCUUCAUCGACAAGGAAGUCCUCCCCGUCCCCGUUGAUGCUCGUCGUGUCUUCGAAUUUCUCGCUUUGAGCACCCCCAGUUUCACCAAAGACCCAAAUGCUUGGAGUGCAGUCAAUUUCAGCGGAGGCUCUACGCCUAUGAUUCCCGGACCAAUCAAGGCCCCCGUGAUUGCUGCCGCCCUUCACGCUAUGUGUGGCCUCGUUGCAAAUGAACUUCUCGAACUCCGAGAUGGGAAGGCCCUUCUGGAUAGUACGGUGGCAGUCGAUACCGAUCAUGCGGGUCUUUGGCUUGGGUCAACUUUUACAACCUACAUCAAUGGAUUGGAUGUCCCAGCUCUCGUAUGUACGAAGAAAUUAGCCUCUAUUUUCAACCGUGAUUUCGAACAAGGAUUCGGCCAAGGUCUUGCCGGACGAACCACAGCUCUUUACCAGACUAAGGAUCCAAACGUCUGGUAUCAGCUCCAUGGCUCUCUUAACGCCAACAAGACUCUUGAGGAGAUGGGAAUCCCUACGAACGUCGAAUUCGACACUAUGAAGGAGUAUUAUAAUCAUAUCCAAACAUAUGUCACGAACUGGAGUCCAGAUGAAAUUGAGAUGCACAAUAUCCGCCAUGGUCUUUGCGGAAGCAUUUGUUAUUCUCCAGCAGCAUGGAGAAAUACAGUUAUGGGACAGCGCCUAAACUCCUAUCCUCUGGUGAAUUACAACUGCCAACCAUAUACCGCCCCAACCCCUAAGGUACCUUUACCUAUCGCUACUACAGAUAGUAGACCUUUGGUAGGGAUCAAAGUUCUAGAGAUGGUGCGAAUUAUUGCAGGCCCAACCAUUGGUGUUACAUUGGCUUCAUAUGGAGCAGAUGUUAUUAAAGUGAACUGUAGUAGACUUGUGGAUCUAAAUGUGUUACAACUUACUCUUAAUGCUGGUCAGCGUACGAUAGAUCUUGAUAUUACCAGCACUGAGGAUAGAGCUCUACUUGAUAGACUUAUUGCGGAUGUUGAUAUUUUCGUUCAAGCUCGCCGCCAGAGAAAGAAGGGCAUCAUAUACGGGGACGAAAAUUGUUAUGGGCCCGAUGGCCCAUUUGCUGAACGCCCUGGUUGGCAACAGAUUGGAGAUGCUGCUUCGGGAACUUCAUAUGUGAUUGGCAAGUCUUUGGGAUACCCAGAAGGACACAGUGUUUUGCCCCAUCUUCCAGUGUCAGAUAUGACCACUGGUAUCGUCGGCGCACUUGAAGCUAUGAUGGCAGUUCGUGAUCGUGCCAUAAAUGGAGGCUCGUACCAUGUCAUUUUCUCUUUGGUUGCCGCUGAUACGAUUGCGCUCGAGAAGGAAAUUGGUUUAUAUCCGCCAGAGGUUGUUGCUCAGACUGUGAACAAAUUCGGCUUUGCGCCAUCGACCUCUGAUCAAUUUGUUUCUGAAAUCAUGCUUCAGGUUAUUGAUGGUUGGAAGCAAGACCUUCCCAGGUAUCUUGAUGAGAACUCACACCUGAUGACGGAUUAUCAACAUGGGCCGUGGGGGCAACAGAAAUUGUUGAAACCAGUUGUGAAGCUUGGUAAUGACGCAGCCACACCACGAUGGACAACUCCUUCCGUGCCUAACUGCCAUCAUGCGAAGAAUACUCAGUGGCUGUAG